AUGGCUCCCAAGCGACCCAAGAGCGGGGCUGGCGGCGGGGCUGCGGGCACAGGGACAGGCUCCAAGAACUGGGAAGCGGGGCUGGUGGCGGCCCGCUUGGAAGAGGAAAAUUGGAUUCCCAGUGCUGCAUUUGUUGUUGGGAGCAAACCUGAGGAUGAACUUCACAUAAAGGCUCUAUCUGUUGCUGUGCAAGUCCCACAGCGGAGGCUCUUCAGUAUGGUUUCUUGGGAAGAAUUAUUAGCACAGAUCAUGGAAGCUGGAGAUGUAAAAGCAAAGAAGGUCAAAGAAAGAGAAACACCUUUAUAUUAUGAGGUGAUAGAAAUGGCAAAAAGUAUUCUGGAUUCUGGAGAAACACUUCCUGUAACUUUGAUUGGAAAAUUAAUUAAAUAUCAAAUGCUUUGCAUCAGAGAGAAAGAUCUUCAGAGAAGGAAUGCUGAGAAGAAGGCAACAGAUGAGCGAGACAAGGAGAAAGAAGAGAAGGGGAAGGGGAAAGGAAAGCCUAAGAAGGAGAAGGAGAAAGAGAAGGAGAAGGAGAAGGAGAAGGAGAAGCCUCCCAGUGCCAAGGCUGGUGGAAAAGGAGGAAAAGGGAAACGGUCAGCUGAGUCACCAAAUUUAUCAGCGACUACCAUUAAAAAAGAUACCAAGCUUAAAAGACGUGGGGAAGAUGAUGGUCUUGAUAAAUUCAUUGAUGAUGAACCAGAUGAUGGUGCUCAGUUUUAUUUCAUAAUUAGUGGUUUUCACAAUCCUCAACUUUUACCUAUACUGUCUGAUCUUGGCAUCAAUAUUGGAAGCGUCAUUCAGAUUUCUUCUAACAAUUAUGAGCCGCUCCAGACCUACUUAGAAAUGAUGGCUUUGCAGGAAGAACCACUUCUUGCACCAGAAGUUGUAGAAGCUGAAAACAAAAAGAAGGAAAAAGCAGCUAAAGACCUGGAAACAUUCUGGAAAUAUUUGGAACCAAUCCUAAACAAUGGAAAACCAGGAUCAAGUAUUUUUCAGAUAGCUAGACUCUAUCACAAAGUCCAUGAGUCUUCCUUUCCUGCUGACUGGAGCAACAAUGACUUGAUGCUUGAAAUUGGAACAGAAAUCUUUGAAAAUGUUGCAUGUUUAAUGUAUGACUGCCUGGAUUGGAAAAGACAGCACCAGCACUACUUGGAAUCGGCUAGAUUUAUUACUGUACCUGUGGUAGAAAAGAAGAGUAAAUUAGAGAUACAUGUGACUGCUCCAGUUACUCCCUCAAGAAAGAAACAGGCUGUAGACGAGUCUGUUGCACUCCCAGUUUUAACUACAGAUGUAGACAUGAGAUAUUACAAUGAUCUCCUAAGCUGUAUCCCUGAUGAGGUGGUUUCUGUUGCCUUAAUACUGCACUGUAUGCUGCAGCAGGUUGUUGCAACAGAAGAAAAUCUUAUACCACCAAGCCUAGUGAUUCCACAGCCACGUGAAGAUGGGCUGGAUCAUUCUAUUGCCAGUCAUAUUGUUUCGACCCUACCUUCUCUUGCCCUUCCUGAGAAUGAAAAAAUGAAGCUGUAUAAUUCCUUUUAUCCUGAAAAUGAUGAAAAAGUUCAGGCUCCCAGAUGGCCUCUAAUACUAAACUAUCAUGAUAGUUUGUCUCGGAAGCUGCACUGCCUAAAGGUAAAAGAUGGCUUAGACCCAAUAAAGAUCGAAGAAGAAAUGAUGGAAAAGCUGCCUUUGAUGGAACUUCUUAAAUUCCCUCUUCCAUCACCUGCGAACAACACCAAACGCCUUGCCAUGCUUCAUGAACUCAUGCACUAUUGUACUAAUGAACAUAUGAACUGGGCUGAAGUAGAACGAGCUUUUAAAGUGUUUACUUUUGAAAGUUUGAGGCUGACAAAGGUCAAUAAUUCUGGGCAACUAGAAGGCUCUGGCAGGAUGCUUGGUGGAGAUGAUGAGGUGUCUUAUAUCCCAUGGGAUAAUCCUGCUAGGUUUGCUAGACAACUGAGACAAGAAUUAAUUGGCAAAAAGCUUUCUAAAGAACAUAAUAUGAGUAAUUCAGAUUUGAUAUCUGAUGUUCGUGGAAAUGGUCUGAUCAGCUCUCUAGAUAAGGUAAAUGUGGAGACAGAAUUUUCAGCCAUCCAGAAGACCCAGCAGCGGUGUUUGAAAGACUGGAGUGUUGCUGAAGAUUUUCAACCACAGCUUCUCUUCCAGAUCCUUCACAAUGCAACUCAGCAUUAUAGGUGCAUUGAUUCCUAUUAUCACACUCAAGAUAACUCUUUGCUGGUAGUUCUUCAUAAUCCCAUGAACCAACAUAAUCAAUUCCAGGAGUCUUGGAAAGUUUCACUGCAUUCUGAUGUUGGGUUCAGGAAUUAUCUGGAAUUGGUGGCUGGCUCCAUUGAUGAAUGGAUACUGAAAGAAGAAACCAAAUACCAGGAAGAAAAAAUGGCUAAGGAACUGGAAGCACUUAGAUUAGCUAAAGAGGCAACAGAGAAACCUGUUGAGGUCAAGUUUCCACCUGCUGGCAAAAAAGGGGCUACUGCAAAGAAAUUGAAAAGUGCUUCUAAAAGUAAAGUAGACAUUCCGUCAGAACUUGUAGUUGAGAAGGAAAAAAAUAUACUUGUCAGAGAUGAUUCUCUCAAGGCUUGGAAGGAAGAGCAAGAGAGGUUGUUGGAGGAAGAACGCUUAAAAGAACUAAAAAAAGCAGAGAAGAAGGAAAAAUCUGAUGGGAAAAAGAAAGGCCAGGGUAAAGAGCCACCCAUUCCUGAAGAAGGAAAAACAUCAAAGAAGAAGAGUUCCAAGGAUAAAGCAAAAUCACCAGAAUCAUCCAAAUCAGCAGAAGUUGAAGAUCAGACCAAGUUGCAGAAACAAAGUAAACAAAAUAUCCCUCCUUUGUCUGCAGAGAAAGGCUAUGAGUUUCUUGGAUACAAUAUGGGUGAGAAUCUCAUUCAAGUUUCAGGGACUACCCAAUAUCUUUUCCCUACUGAUGGAGGGCAAAUUCAGGCAGAAAAAAUAAUGUUUGAAAAAGGGUCAACCUUAGUUAAAGUGAAGGUGAUAAAAGACAACCAUAGUUUCUUCAUUCAUAUUGUAGAUCCCCAGAUAAGCCUAAAAGAAUGUAAAAGUGAACAAGAAAGUUUUGGUUCCCUAGAAGAACAAGAUACAAAGCCAGUGAAAAAACCAAUUAAUCAAGGAAAAGCUCUGAGCAAAUUCGGGUCAUUUUCUGCAAGCUUAGAAAAUGAAAUCCAUCUUUCCUUUAGUUGUUAUGGCGCUUCAGGAAAAGCAGCAGAGGAAACGGACCCUAAUUUAGCAACUGUUCUGUCUAUCCCUUCAAUGAACAUCCCCACUUUGGCUUUUCUUCCCUCGGCUGUUUCUGCUGCUGCUGCUGUUCCUACUACAGGAAAAGCAAAACCAGGUAAAGAAAAAUCAGCCAAAUCCUUACCAUCUGCCAAAGUGAGUUCCCGUCUAACAAUGUCUGCCUCACCAGAAGAAACUCCAACACAAGAAGAUAAAAAGAUAGAAAGAAGUGAGCCUAUACAAAUGCAAGCUGUUCCUGAAACCCGUGUUUUCAAUACUUUGAAUGUGUCUUGUCCCAAUGGAUUGGUACUUACCUUUCUUGGUCAGAAGUUCACAGGUGAGGAAAAAGGAGAGAAAGCCAAGAGUGAUGAUGAAGAAAGCAAAACAGAUGAGACUAAAUCAGUUGAAGUCAAGUUGGAUGAAAUCAAGACUGAAGAUACCAGAGAAAAGCAAAUUCAUCCUCAAGAGUCCAUAGCUAAAGAGAAUGGAGACAAGGCAAUGAAUGACAAAGACAGUGAUGAAUCUGGAACAGAUCCUACUGUCGGGAAUGAAACUGCCAGUGACAGCAAGGCUGAGAUGGAAACAGAGGAUAACAAUAUGGAUAAGGAAUCUCCUUUUGAAAUACUUAUUAGGCAGAGCUAUCCACAAAGAGUAAAACAUGCACAGCUACAAAAAACUGUGAAGAAACCAAUAGAGCAGGAAGUGUCCAGAGUGAUAACCCGACAAGGGACUGUUUUAAAGUACAUGUUAGAUGGAUCCACUCAGAUACUGUUUGCUGAUGGCACAGUGAUUAAAAGUCCAGAUUCUGGCCCUGUGAUGCCACCUCCACCUGCACCCAGCACACCUCAUACAGAGGUCACACCAUCUCCGGAGACAAGCAUCAAGAAAAGCAGAAAAAAUACUAAAGGUCCACUUGCAGGAAAAAAUGAAACUGUUGAAGCAGUUGCUCAAGAACAUCUGCCUGAACCUGAACAAUCCACUGAUGUUUCGGCUGGCACUUGGAUAACAACUGCCCCAUUAGGCAUUCAGAUAGGCACCAAAGGAUCAGAGAGGCUUGAUCUGAAACCACUCUUGGCUUACCAGGCCACUGAUCCAGUUAAUGGAACGGUAAUGAUAAUGAGAGAAGAUAAAGUAGUAAUGGUGGAGGAAAAAGAUGGAUCCCGAAUAGUAGAUCAUGCUGAUGGCACCAGAAUAACCACCUUCUUCCAGGAGUGUGUUGAAAUUGUCUCUCCUAAUGACAUUGAAGAAGCAGAGGGUUGCCCUCAAACCAUCACAAGGAAGGUGAAAUGCAUGCACAUAGAAAAUCCAGACUUUGCCACAGUCAUAACAAACUGUGAGGACAGCGCUUGUUGUGCUAUUUUUGCUGACGGCACUUCAAUUAUAUCCAAACCACAAGGAACAUACCAGAUUUUGCCCAUAAACAAAGGCUCCCUCUUCAUUGAUGAAAAUUACUCUGCAGUUUACUCUUCAGAGGCAUUUGAAAAAAAUGAUAGUGAACCAACAUCCAGUGAUGAGAACCAGCAUGUAGGGAAAUACAUUAUGAAACACAAUUCCAGGGUUGCCUGUGAGAUGGCAGACCUGGCAGGAAAUAUUUUCAAGGUAAUGGCAGAUGGUAGCACAUCUGUAUUCAUUCCUACCAUUGAUACUGAUAGCAAAGAAUCUGAACCCACAGAAAUUCAGACUCCUGUGAUAUAUGGGGAACAUACACCCAGAUUCUUCAUUGUCCAUGCUGAUGGGUCAGGAACUGAACUCCUCCGCACCAAAGAUGUAGAAGAAUAUCUGGCAAUGGCAUACAGUGAUCCCAAUAUAGCUGUUCUUAAGGAGCCAAUACGCCCAGGAGUCCUAAGCAUUAUUAUUCUCUGCCCUUUGACUGAAACCUCUAAGUGGGUAAUGAAAAGAGACUCUGCCACUAUCAUUCCUUAUAAUCUCCAGUCCAGGGAUUGGCAAAACUUUCCUCCUUUUGAGAGGAAGACUCCUGGUCCUCCAUUUGGAAUGCGUGCUUGGAAAGGCCUGGACAUUGAGUUCAAGGAAUUAGCCAGUUCUCCUGAACCGAUAAAAAAAAGUCCAAAUGUGCUCCAAAUUCGUCGAUUAAUGCAAUAUGAGCCACUCAGUGAUGAAUUAAGAUACAAGUUGCAGUCUUCUGUCAAGGCAUACAUUGACAAAAUCAUUAAGCAAGAAGAUGAGAGGCAAGAAAGGAUGAUUAAAGAUCCAAGAACGGAACAGGAAAAGAAAAAUGCUGCAGACCUUCUCAAGCUAGUUAUGUCUUUUCCCAGUAUUGAGGAAUCCUCAGAUAUUUGCAGUAGAGCACCAAUUUCUGCACUGUAUGAGCAGGCAAUGAUUUCACAGGCACCAAGUUUACCACGGGAGGCAUUCCCAAAGCAAACAGAAGAAUAUUGGAAGAGGUUAGACCAAGAUGAACCAGUGCACGUUUCUCGCUGGCAGAUCAAGUUAGCGCAGACCAGGCAGGAUAUUGAGGAUGGAAAGAAUUGUCUUAUGAGGAUGAGGAACAAAAUGAUCCCUCCCUAUUUCAGGUCUGAAUUUGGAAUGCAAUUUCUGCAAAAAGAGUUUCCAGAUGUUGAACUCCUUUCAGGAAUGCUCCCUCCUUUUCCAAACAAAGAAACAAAGGAACCAUUGUUGGAUACACGUGUAGAUUCCUCUGAAAACGAAACUGCUGGACAGAGUGCAAAUGCAGAAGGAAGUGAAAAUAAACUCCAGAUCCUCUUCCAUCCAAAGCUUCAAUCACUUCUUGUGGAUGCUACAGGAUCCCCAAGGAAAGAGAAAGUGAAAUUGCCCUUAUCCAUACAGAGAAACAAAGCAAAAUCAAUGCCAAGGCAAAAGACUGUAGAUCUUGUUUCUGGCAAAGUUCGCACAUGCUCUGCCACAGCACCUUCCCAGACAAUGUCAGGAUUCCUUCUUAUCCCACCGAAGGUGACAUUUGGAGUUCUUAAGGAGGGCUGCACUUAUGCAACCACAGUGGCUUUGAAGAAUGUUGGAAUGGACUUCUGCAGGUUUCGGGUGAAACAACCCCCACCUUCUACAGGAUUGCGAGUGAGCUACACUCCAGGGCCUGUAGCUGCUGGACUGCAAACUGAACUGGAAAUAGAGAUUUUCGCCAUGGCUGUUGGAGUGGAAGGAGAUAAGGGUUUGGGCAAACUGUUCUAUCAGAUUGAAAUUCACGCAGAAACUGAAACACUAUUUCUUCCUGUGGAAGCAACAGUCUUAACAGACACCAUCUAUGAUGAGAGACCACCGAACUAUCCCGAGGGGGGAAAAGCCUCCAGGAUCCAGUUGAUUUCAGCAAGUCCAGUCUCUCAGUUUAGAGUAAUACUUCCUCGCAAGCUUCCUCAUUAAUAACAGACCUGGAGUAAUUUUUUCCAAUAUUAUGACAGUCCUGCAGUGCUAACAUUCUUAAUCUGCCAGGAAUGUUAAAUUGGUGUUUUCAAAGCUUAAUGAAAUUCCUUUUUUUUAAAAAACUAAUAUUCACUCAUUGUAUAUAAAUAAUCGGCAUUGUAAACAGUUGUCAGGAUAUCAUCUUAAUAAUAUGAACAUACAGCCAUAAAUAAUAAAAAAAAUAUU
Messenger RNA from Candoia aspera, 6819 nucleotides. It is a transcript of the gene SPAG17, whose product is annotated as sperm associated antigen 17. The record is from RefSeq and is a predicted model, not a curated record. Gene Ontology annotation, biological process: epithelial cilium movement involved in extracellular fluid movement; axonemal central apparatus assembly. Lineage: Eukaryota; Metazoa; Chordata; Lepidosauria; Squamata; Candoiidae. The transcript is spliced from 49 exons. Gene Ontology annotation, cellular component: axonemal central apparatus. The coding region runs from base 1 to 6594 and encodes 2197 amino acids.